CCUUUUCCAGCAUGAAUCAGUCGAUAGUCGCCCCCACCCUCCCCUGGCCACCGUCUGAUAACACCAUCAAGGGGGGGGGACGACCCGGCUGCUGAGGACGACACUCUCCAGCUACAGCAGAAAUGAGUUUGUUUUAAAGUUUUUAAGGUUUUUGAAGGGGACACAAAAUGGUUGAUUGAGGCUCGUCCUGAUUCUUUAUUUGGAUGAACCGUUUUGUUGAAUCCAGCGACCCACAAUGCUGUCAAAGAAGGAGAAAAAACUAAUACGAGAAAUAUGGGAGAGGCUGAGUCCAGUGGCUGAAGACAUCGGCGCAGACGCUCUCCUUAGAUAUUUGUUGUUGUUGUUUUUCCGCUGUAGGAUGUUCGCUUCAUUUCCGGGCACAAAGACAUAUUUCUCUCAUCUGGACAUCAGUCGUGGCUCCGCCCACCUGUCCUCCCACGGGAAGAAGAUCGUCCUGGCCAUCGCCGAGGGAGCCAAAGACAUCAGCCAGCUGACCGUCACCCUGGCUCCUCUGCAGACGCUGCACGCCUACCAGCUCCGGAUAGACCCCACCAACUUCAAGCUGCUCUCUCACUGUAUGCUCGUCACCCUGGCCUGUUAUCUGGGCGAAGGCUUCACGCCGGAGGCGCACGCGGCCAUGGACAAGUUCCUGUCGGCCUUUGCCGCCGUCCUCGCCGAGAAAUACCGAUGAGAUUCAUUCACCUCAUUUCCAGAUAGAUUCAAGCUUUUGUGUAAAUUCAUUUAUGUUCAUGUUCUCUUAAAAUAGAAGAUUUAAGACUCACCUACUACAGUUUUACUCUUGUUUUUAGAGAAUAAGCUCCAGUCUCUAGUAAAAUAUUUAUUUUUGUACUAAUCAUUGUUUCCAUUCUAGAAUAAAGUAUAUUUCAAACAAA
Molecule: messenger RNA, 893 nt
Organism: Oryzias melastigma (Indian medaka)
Lineage: Eukaryota; Metazoa; Chordata; Actinopteri; Beloniformes; Adrianichthyidae
Gene: hbae4
Exons: 3
Coding region: 236-691 (151 amino acids)
Biological process (GO): oxygen transport; hydrogen peroxide catabolic process
Cellular component (GO): hemoglobin complex; haptoglobin-hemoglobin complex; blood microparticle
Molecular function (GO): organic acid binding; peroxidase activity; heme binding
Source: RefSeq, a predicted model, not a curated record